AUGGCCGACGCAAACAAGCGCAAGGCCCCACCCACGGGCGAUGGAGGCCAGGCCAAGAAGAAGAAGGGAGGCAAUGCCGGAAGGUGGCAGACGCCGCAUCAGAGGCAGAAAGCGCUGACCGUCCAGCGCGGCAAUAUCGAGGUUGGAGAUGUGGGCAUCUGGGCGACCUGUGCUCGCGGCAUGGAAGCCAAGGCAGCCCGGGAGCUGCAGAUGCUCUUUGAAGAGCACGCCGAGAAGAUGUACGGUAUCAAGCCGCCUGGGCACGACUCCGACGAAGAGGACGACGCUCAGGAUAUCGAGGCGUCCAUCAAGAAGGAGAUCAGCUCGCUGAACCCCACCGGCGCCCAAAAGGCGGAACGGGUAUUUCUACCGGUCCGGCUGAGUCUCGAGUGCCUGCUCUUCACCAAGACCAGGCCGCCGGUGGAGCCAGUUCACUUUGUGAGGCAGAUAUGCCUCGAGGCCAAAGCAGCAGGGCCAGGAGCGCCGGGUAAAACCCGCUACAUCAACAGGCUGACCCCCGUGAGCCAUGUGGUCAAGGCGAGCGAGAAAGGCCUGGAAGAUAUCUGCAGAAAGGUGCUGCCGGGCACGUUCGUGCUGAAGGGGCAGGACGGAGUCCCGGCCGAGGUGGCAGACGACACGCAGUUCUGCACGUAUGGCAUCCGACCCACUACGCGAAGUCACAACACUUUGAGUCGAGACCAGGUCAUCAAGACGAUCGCCGGCAUGAUCGACGACCGCCACAAGGUGAACCUGGGGGCCCCAGACAAAAUCAUCAUGGUGGAAAUUUACCAGUCGGUUUGCGGAAUGAGCGUUGUCGAGGGCAGUGACUGGGAGCAGCUGAAACGGUAUAAUCUGACCGAGAUCUCCAACCAAGGCGCAAAGAGUCGCCAACCCCCAAGAGGCGACCCCAAAGGGGGUGCCAGCAGCAACGAGGACCCUUCGAAGGGAGGAAUCGCGCAAAGCACUGCGACAGCGGACGACGCGGCUUGA
Molecule: messenger RNA, 990 nt
Organism: Thyridium curvatum
Lineage: Eukaryota; Fungi; Ascomycota; Sordariomycetes; Thyridiales; Thyridiaceae
Exons: 5
Coding region: 1-990 (329 amino acids)
Biological process (GO): tRNA modification
Molecular function (GO): RNA binding
Source: RefSeq, a predicted model, not a curated record